This is a messenger RNA of Paramecium pentaurelia, 872 nucleotides long. Lineage: Eukaryota; Ciliophora; Oligohymenophorea; Peniculida; Parameciidae. The record is from the annotation of a GenBank genome assembly.
CAAUGCUUUGUGACUAAUAGACAGCAACCAAAAUUGGAUAAAAUCUAUUCAAAGACUAUAUGGUGGAUGGAAGCUUUGAUAUUAAUUCAUGUAUGAUUUUAUUAAACCUAUUAAGUAUAGAAGAUGUUAGAAGAUUGCUAUGCAAAAUUAGAUUUACCUAUGCCUUCUCUUACCGAAUAGGAUUUAUUAUAAUAUGCAUAGAUUUGGGAUUUAAAUUAAGAUAAUAAUAUAACAGAAGAUGAUGUUGAAAAUAAUGCCAAACAAUUAUUAUCAUAAGAUUAAGAAGAUACUAAUAAAGCUUAAGAACUACUUGGUUAUCCUCCAAUUUAAGUUUCAUACGAAAGUUAUGUAGUUGAAAAUGUUGAAUUUAAAGAAGAAAGUGCUAUUAUUUUUUCAAAGGAUAUUAAAUAAGAAACUGGAAAUUAUUCCUUGAAAGCAGCUCCUGAAUCAAACAGCCAAAAAUAUUCUUCAGUUAAACAAACAACCUCGACUAUUUCAAAUUAAAAACUAUAACCUUUAAGCCAAUAAUCAAACACCUUUGUUUAUCCCUUGGAAACGGAUAAAACUAAAUAUUAAUAAUAUAAUACAAGAACCUAAAAAAAGCUUGAAUUAGCAGAAAGAAUAUUUAAUAAAUUCUAAAAAAAUGGUUUCAUAACAUAAAAUGAGGUAAAUUUAUUGAUAAAACGAUAGGCAUUUGCAUUACUUAAGGAAACUUACUAAUAAUUGAAAAUGCCAUAUUAGAUAACAGAAUAAGAUGCUAAGUCUUGGAUGCUAAUGGCUGAUAAAGAUAAGGAUGGGAAAGUAAGACUCUAAGAUUUUCAUUAAGUUCUUCUAGAUAGUUUGGUUUAAGCAGGAAUUAAUAUUAAUUGAAA